GCAAAUGUUCCUCUGGUAUACAGGCAAGUGUUCCUUUGGUAUACAGAAAAGUGUUCCUUUGGUAUACAGGCAAAUGUUUCUUCGGUUUACAUGCAAUUGUUCCUCCGGUAUACAGGCAAAUGUUCCUCCGGUAUACAGGCAAGUGUUCCUCCAGUAUACAGGCAAGUGUUCCUUUGGUAUACAGCCAAAUGUUCCUCCGGUAUACAGGCAAGUGUUUCUUUGGUAUUAAGGCAAGUGUUUCUUUGGUAUACAAGCAAGUGUUUCUUUGGUAUGGAGGCAAGUGUUCCUUUGGUAUACAGGCAAGUGUUUCUCCGGUUUACAGGCAAGUAUUUCUUUGGUAUACAGCAAAGUGUUUCUUUGGUAUACAUGCAAGUGUUUCUUUGGUAUACAGGCAAGUGUUUCUUUGGUAUAAAGGCAAGUGUUCCUCCGGUAUACAGGCAAGUGUUCUUUCGGUUUACAGGCAAGUGUUCCUUCGGUAUACAAGCAAGUGUUUCUUCGGUUUACAGGCAAGUGUUUCUUUGGUAUACAGCCAAGUGUUCCUUUGGUAUACAGGCAAAUGUUUCUUCGGUUUACAGGCAAGUUUUUCUUUAGUAUACAGGCAAGUGGGUUUUUUUUGUAUACAGGCAAGUGUUCCUCCGGUAGACAGGCAAGUGUUCCUUCGGUAUACAGGAGUAAUCAUUUCUAUACUCGACAAUCCUCCCACAACAAAUAAUCAUACGAAACAAGUCAACGUUGCCUUUCCGGAACAAGACAUUGCCCUCCAGAUAUUGGUUUAUGGGUCGUUUUUGAACUACGUCGUCAGUUUUGGCCAAGGUGUGAAGCGAGGUGGUAUCGAGGGACUACUCGGAAAUUUAAACCAGGAUCCUAAGGAUGACCUGGUUUCCCAAACUGGCGAUGUCUUACUCUCCAAUUCGUCUACCGAAGUUAUACACAACAUGAUGGGCAUGUCAUGUAAGUGGUGCGAAUUCUGUCAUUUAUGUUGAACCCUGAUGAAUAGC
Messenger RNA from Mizuhopecten yessoensis (Yesso scallop), 998 nucleotides. RefSeq lists its product as uncharacterized. The transcript has 3 exons. The coding region runs from base 120 to 983 and encodes 287 amino acids. The record is from RefSeq and is a predicted model, not a curated record. Lineage: Eukaryota; Metazoa; Mollusca; Bivalvia; Pectinida; Pectinidae.